Messenger RNA from Chanos chanos (milkfish), 1150 nucleotides. RefSeq names its product abhydrolase domain containing 17C, depalmitoylase (gene abhd17c). Gene Ontology annotation, cellular component: plasma membrane; endosome membrane. The transcript is spliced from 3 exons. Gene Ontology annotation, biological process: regulation of postsynapse organization; protein depalmitoylation. The coding region runs from base 175 to 1059 and encodes 294 amino acids. Lineage: Eukaryota; Metazoa; Chordata; Actinopteri; Gonorynchiformes; Chanidae. The record is from RefSeq and is a predicted model, not a curated record. Gene Ontology annotation, molecular function: palmitoyl-(protein) hydrolase activity.
ACUAUAUUGAUCAACCUGCUAAACCCAGCUAUAAAACCAAUUAGCUAACUAGCUGGCUAGCUAGCAUAGCUUCUGAACCGAUUUGCGUCUGAUUUUGUUGCCAACAAGCUAGCAGGAUUAAUUGUUAAUUUACAGUGUUAGAGACGGAGAUUCUAAUCAGGUGUCUGAGUCUCAAUGCCCGAGCAAGGCCCCAGGAUGAAUGGCUUCUCCCUCGGCGAACUCUGUUGGCUAUUCUGUUGCCCACCUUGUCCAAGUCGCAUCGCGGCUAAAUUAGCAUUUCUCCCACCGGAGCCAACGUACUCGGUGCAUACAGAUGCCAAUGGAACCUGUAGCCUUCACUUAACCGAGCGUGCAGAUUGGCAGUACUCUCAACGCGAACUUGAUGCUGUCGAGGUAUUCCACACCAGGACAAGUCGAGGAAACCGUGUCAGCUGCAUGUUCGUGCGUUGUGCCCCGAACAGUCGGUACACAUUGCUUUUUUCCCACGGUAACGCGGUGGACUUGGGCCAGAUGUGCAGUUUCUACAUUGGUCUUGGUUCAAGAAUCAAUUGUAAUGUCUUCUCUUAUGAUUACUCGGGCUACGGAGUAAGCACUGGAAAACCAUCAGAAAAAAACCUGUAUGCUGAUAUUGAAGCUGCUUGGCAAGUUCUCAGGACAAAGUAUGGUGUGACUCCAGAGAACAUCAUCCUUUAUGGGCAAAGCAUCGGGACUGUUCCCACAGUUGACUUGGCAGCGCGGUAUGAAUGUGCAGCGGUCAUCCUCCACUCUCCGCUCAUGUCUGGCCUUCGUGUGGCUUUCCCAGACACUCGGAAAACCUACUGCUUCGAUGCUUUCCCCAGCAUCGAUAAAGUGUCAAAGGUGGCCUCGCCGGUACUGGUAAUCCACGGCACCGAAGACGAAGUCAUCGAUUUCUCUCACGGCCUGGCCAUCUACGAGAGAUGCCCACGUGCCGUCGAGCCCCUCUGGGUGGAGGGCGCCGGGCACAACGACAUCGAGCUUUACGCCCAAUACCUGGAGAGACUCAAGCAGUUUAUCUCCUUUGAGCUGCCCACUUCCUGAAAGCGUGCCAGUCACCGCACUACAUCCGUGCCCCACGAGACCCCGGGGCGCGCUUUUCGACCGAUUCUUAGUCCUCUGUCCCCGGUAGUGA